Molecule: messenger RNA, 705 nt
Organism: Ixodes scapularis (black-legged tick)
Lineage: Eukaryota; Metazoa; Arthropoda; Arachnida; Ixodida; Ixodidae
Product: 4-coumarate--CoA ligase-like 6
Exons: 4
Coding region: 1-705 (234 amino acids)
Molecular function (GO): CoA-ligase activity
Source: RefSeq, a predicted model, not a curated record
AUGGCCGUACAUCAACUCGCCGCGAAUAUGCACCGAAGCGGAAUUCGACUUCCCAGCGUAAAACAUGUUGUUGUAAUCGCCAUCCGCGUAACGGAAAGGGCCGCAGAAACUAUAAUGUCGGCGUUUGAUCUGAAAAGCUUCAGGAGCAUGUAUGGGACCACAGAAUACGCGAACGUGAUCUCCUGGCUGCCACGGGAAACAAUGGAAUAUAAUACGAUCGGCUUUCCGGCCCCAGACGUGAAAAUAAAGAUUGUGGACAUCGACACCGGAAGAGUGGUUGGACCCGGGGAGCUUGGAGAACUCUGGGCCAAGUCCCCGACAAGCAUGAGAGCCUACCAUAACAACCCAGAGGCGACCCGCACAGUGGUUACUCCGGAUGGGUGGCUAAAAUCAGGAGACAUCGCCUACUACGACGAGACUGGACGGUUUUACCUUGUCGAACGAUUGAAGCAGUUCUUUCUCUGCAUGGGACGCCAAGUUGCGCAGUCGGACAUUGAGACUGUUUUGCUGACUCACGAGGGUAUUGAAGAAGCGGCCGUGGUUGACGUUCCCCAUCCGGAAUACAAUGAUGUGGGAAAGGCUUUUGUGGUCCUAAAGCCAUCUCACCGAAGAGAAACUACGGCACAGGAACUGAAGGAGUUCGUUUCAGUGAUUUUACGCCGGCCCGACGUCUACGCAAUUUGCAUGCGGACGUACUGUGAUUAA